CAGAGGAACCGCCGGGGGAAGCCAGCGGGGAAGGUGAACUGCAAGAACAUGAAGCAGGACUGCCCGGUGCCUGCCUGCCCCCGGGCCACGCUGCUGCCCGGGCACUGCUGCCACACCUGCCCUAAAGCCUUGCCAGGACCCCCAGAGAAGAGCCCCGCUGCCCCCUUCGACACCUUUGAGUACUUUCAGGACAAGGAGGAUGACCUGGAGAAGCCCUACAACGACCGUUCCUACCUCAGCUCCGAGGGGCUGGCCCGCACUGAUGCCCGCACAGAGUUUGUGGCCUUGCUGACGAGCGGCCCGGAGCCGUGGCAUCCCACGUCCAGUGCAGUGGCCAAGGCGCGCUUCACCCUCCUGCGCUCCUACUUGCUCUUCUCCAUCAGCUAUGAGCGGCUGGGGCGGCCGAGCCGGGUGCGUUUCAGUGACCCUGAGGGCAACAUCCUGUUUGAACACCCUGUGCAGAAGAGCGCAGCCAACGAGGAUGGCAUGCUCUGCGGGAUGUGGAGGACGGUGUCCAAGGCCAACGUCCAGCUGCUGCGUGGGGAGCAGCUCCGCGUGUCCCUCAUCACCCGGGCACAGCCCUCCGGAGAGGUCCACGGGCACAUCCUCAAGCACCGGGCACUCUUUGCAGAGACGUUUGGGGCCAUCCUGACCUCCUCGGACCCCACGCACCUGGGUGCUGGGGGCAUGGCCAUGCUGACGCUGAGCGACACCGAGAACAACCUGCACUUCAUCCUCAUGGCCCGGGGGCUGCUGGAGCCCGGGGGUGAGGAGUCCCCCUGGGUCCCCCUGUGGGUCCGCAUCCUGCACCAGGGCCAGACACUGCGGGAGAUCCACGCCAACAUCACCCUGGAGGACCCCGACUUUGCGGAGGUGCUGAGUGAGCUGUCGCCCCGUGAGCUGCAGUGGCUGGGGGGGGGGCGGCCCCCGCCCCCCCACAGCGUAGCGGAAACGGGGGGGGACCCCCCGCGCCGGCUGGCGGGCCCCAUCCCCCCCCGCCGCAGCUGUGACACCAUCCAAAGCGUGCUGUGUGGAGCGGACGCCUUGUCACCAACCAAAACGGGGGCUGUGGGCUCAGCCAAGCUGGCACUGCAUGAGAAUGGCACCUUAGAGUACCAGGUACAGGUGGUGGGAACGGCCAGCGAGGUGGUGGGCAUCACGCUGGAGACCAAGCCCCGGCGGAAGAGCAAGAGGAAUGUCCUGUUCGACAUGACACCCAGCUACAAGGAUGGACUGGUGAGCGCUGGGUACCCCAGCGCCCGCGAUGCCCACAUGCUGCUGCAGAAUGAGCUGUUCCUCAACGUGGCCACCAAGGACUGGGCAGAGGGCGAGCUGCGGGGCCAGGUCAUCUCCCUGCCCUACAGCGGGCUGCUCGCCCGCUACACAGAGAUGCCAGUGGCGCUGGCGGGGCAGCUGGUGUCCCCCCCGGUGAGCAGCGGGGCCGGGGGGCAUGCCUGGCUGUCUCUGGAUGAGCACUGCCACCUGCACUACGAGAUUUCGGUGGCAGGGCUGGGCCGCCCCUCUGACGGCACCGUCAGCGCCCACCUCCAUGGAGUGGCCGAACUGGGUGAGAUGGGCACCCGGCCCCACCAGCACAAGCGCCUGCUCAAGGGUUUCUACAGCACUGAGGCUCAGGGGGUGGUGAAGGACCUGGACGCGGAGCUGCUGCAGCACCUGGCCCAGGGCACAGCUUUCCUGCAAGUCAGCACCAAAGCCCACCCGCACGGGGAGAUGCGGGGACGGGUGCACAUCCCCAACCGGUGCUAUGCAGGAGGGAACCGCCUGGCCCCGGGGGAGACUGAGCUCCCUGAGGACUCCAAGAGCAGGGACCUGGAGCAGCUGAAAAAGGACCCCAACUCCUGCUUCUUUGAGGGGCAGCACCGGGCGCAUGGCACCCGCUGGGCCCCGGACUAUGACAAGAAGUGCUCCAUCUGCAGCUGCCAGAAGCGCACAGUGAUCUGCGACCCCAUCCUGUGCCAGCCCCUCAACUGCACCCACCAGGUGCACCCCGAGGAGCUGUGCUGCCCCAUCUGCGAAGAGAAGAAGCCAGGGCAGGAAGAGCUGAAGCUGGAGAGGGCACGGGACAGUAGUGAAGGCUGCUACUUUGAUGGAGACAAGACGUGGCGAGGCUCUGGCACCCGCUGGCACCCGGUCGUGCCCCCCUUCGGCCUCAUCAAAUGUGCCAUUUGCACCUGCAAGGGCACCACAGGCGAGGUGCACUGCGAGAAGGUGCAGUGCCCACGCCUCACCUGCGCCAACCCUGUGCGCGCCAACCCCUCUGACUGCUGCAAGCAGUGCCCAGCCCCUGAAAAGACCAUCCCCGAGCUGGCUGACAGCAUGCAGGCAGAUGGGCCACGGGCGUGCCGUUUCGGGCGCCGCUGGUACCUCAACAACGAGAGCUGGCACCCCUCUGUGCCCCCCUUCGGAGAGAUGAAGUGUAUCCUGUGCUGGUGUGUGUCAGGGGAGACGCACUGCCAGCGCCAGGAGUGCCCGCCAGCCGCCUGCGCCAACCCCGCCAGGAGGGACAACCCCUGCUGUGCCAAGUGCCGUGCUCCGGAUGCCCCCCCGGAUCCACGGGAGAAGGUCCACGAUGCCAGGGCGGAGGCAUGGAGCCACUGA
Messenger RNA from Mesitornis unicolor (brown roatelo), 2619 nucleotides. It is a transcript of the gene CHRD, whose product is annotated as chordin. The record is from RefSeq and is a predicted model, not a curated record. Gene Ontology annotation, molecular function: protein binding. NCBI's taxonomy places the organism in Eukaryota, Metazoa, Chordata, Aves, Mesitornithiformes, Mesitornithidae. Gene Ontology annotation, biological process: multicellular organism development.